AAACACAGCACCAUGGGUGCCAGAAGGCCACAAACCGAAGCGGUGCUUUAACCGCUCGUGUCUGCAUCGUAUUCGCGAUCCGUAUAUGCUUCUAGUGUUCGAGGACACAGGUACCAUGCACUGUGUAACUGGCUUCGCCCCGGGUCUCGACUGGAGACCGCUUGACUUCGUGGAACCUCUACCAUCUGACCGAGUGUGCGGACUUUGCGGAGUCCUAGCUCGGAGGGCGACAGCUCUCCCGUGCUCGCAUCUACUCUGCGAGACGUGUUACGAGGGUGUCGUGGCAUGCGGCAGCAGGUGCCCACUAGACGGCGAUACUCAUAACCUAGGCAGCGUGCAGAUGAUUGACUUCCACCCGGGACCUGUUUUCAAGUUAAAGGUGCGAUGCUGGAACUCCGCUCACGGCUGCGACUUCGCUGGACCUGUGUCUGCGCUUCUCGAGCACUUCGAGAACGACUGCAUCCACCAUCGUGCAUCGUGUCCUCGAUGCCACCAGGACGUACCCCGGUUACACCUCGUUCAGCACUGCGCGGACAACUGCAGCCCUGCCAGCGGUGAGCGAGGGGUGGAACCUACACCACCUGUCCUCAGCGAUCUGGAGAGGGCGUGCGCCGAAUUCCGGCAGUCGUUCGCGGAGCUCAGGAACCAGAACUACGAACUCCAGACCAGCCUCAAUUCCGUUGCGCGAGAUCUGAAGCACGGACUACCAUCAGAAACAAUCCAGACACUUCUUUGUGCAAUCUCUGGUAUUUUGCGGGACGACAGGGUAGCACCCAUUGCUGAAAUGACGCUCUCAAGCUGCACUGGAAGCCGUGGCGGAAGUCUGUCAAAGUGCAGUGGGGAGGGUUCACGCGCAGAUAGCCUUGAUGACAUGACAACGUUUUGCGUUGAUGUAUUUACGGGACACCCCGGGUCUAAUCAAAGACUUGUUGAGGUCAGCGCCCUUGGUCGUGCUCAAACUCGCAAGGUACGAUGGUUUGUGCCCGACCUGAAAGAAGUACUUGAGAAGAAAGAACAUAUCUGUAGCGAAGGUUUCUUAAUUGAUGACUACGGGGCGCUCUUUGAGUUAGAUUGGGAGUGGGCUGGUGAUGUAUUUUGCUUGGGUGUUCAACUUUGCGUUAAUAACCGAGAGCACCACCAUGGGGCCAGGUGGCCGUUCAUAAAAACCUUCGGAGUGAAAAUUGUGCAUUCCCAGUUUGAGCACGCGGACAUUCAUCACAAGAUUGAUCCUGAUCGCUGUGUUAAGAGUGGGGUCGAGGGGUUUACCACCAUUCGGUUAUGCUCACUGAUCUCUUUGAUGACAGAAAGCCUUCCAGAUGUUCAUGGGUCUUUGGAAGUUAGCCUCCAGUUCUGAGACUGGCAACAAGCAAGUGUUUUGUGUUCUGACAAUGAUAACCGAUCAGCGCGGCGCGAUGUCUAAGGAUUUGUUUUUUAUGGUGAGUAACAAAAUUGGUGCUGAUAAUUAACAUCGUUUUGUAUGAAUGAAUUGUGAUAGCUUGUUUCUUCUUUGUAAAAGUACGUUGAUUAAAAAUUUAUCAAGAGCAAUAAAAUGAAAACAACUCUCA
Ixodes scapularis (black-legged tick) is the source of this 1565-nucleotide messenger RNA. RefSeq lists its product as uncharacterized. Bases 86 to 1354 code for a protein of 422 amino acids. The transcript has a single exon. Gene Ontology annotation, cellular component: plasma membrane signaling receptor complex; cytoplasmic side of plasma membrane. Gene Ontology annotation, molecular function: ubiquitin protein ligase binding; tumor necrosis factor receptor binding. The record is from RefSeq and is a predicted model, not a curated record. NCBI's taxonomy places the organism in Eukaryota, Metazoa, Arthropoda, Arachnida, Ixodida, Ixodidae. Gene Ontology annotation, biological process: tumor necrosis factor-mediated signaling pathway; regulation of canonical NF-kappaB signal transduction; protein K63-linked ubiquitination.